AUGGUCAUGACCGAGAGACCUGCCAAGCGGCUCAGGAGGAGGGUGACCGCUGAUCUCCCGGACUUUUUCACCUUCCCUCAGCCCCACAGCGACGUCGUUCCCCCACAGCCCUUCCGUGAGAGCGUCCGCAGCUUCCUCAUUCGUCACGCGCACGUCACGUGCCCAUCCUCCUCGUUGUUCCCGUCCUUGGUCACCUCACAGAUCUCGCUCCGGGUCGGGCAUCCGGGCGACCCGACCGCCGUUCUUCCCUUGGACGUCGUCGAGGAGGACGUCACCCGCUCCAGACGAUCCGUCUACUGCGACCAGUGCCGAGUCGUUGGUUGGAGUGGGCAUCCGGUGUGCAAAAAACGAUACCAUUUCAUAAUAAGAAGACGCGCUGGGACUUGUGAGACUGAGAUUCCCUUGCACCAGCAGCAGCAGCAACAACAAUACAACAACAAAAGUAACAACUGUUGCAAUUCUAUGAGUGCGACAAUGGAGGAUACGGAUGAUGUUGAAGAGUGGGCGUAUCUUCAACUUCAUGAUAAUACUCAUCUUCUCCAUGCCGUCAUUCACUCCAACGGCUUUGCCCACCUUCUAACCCUCAACGGCAGACAAGGAGGCUCCACCCUUCUCUCUGGCCGUCACAUUUUGGACUUGUGGGAUAGGCUCUGUCAAACCCUCUCUGUCAGAAAAGUUAGUGUGAUGGAUGUUUCGAAGAAGUAUGGGAUGGAGUAUCGAUUGCUGCACACAAUCAUCAACGGCCAUUCUUGGUAUGGAGAUUGGGGCUAUGAAUUUGGUGCUGGGAGCUAUGCUCUCACUCAAGAUUCUUACCACAAAGCAGUGGAUACCCUGUCCAGCUUGCCUUUGCACCCUUUUCUAUUCCAACCAAGGAGACCCCGGACUCGCAUGCAGUCUGUUAUUGCUUUUUACCAAUCUUUAUCCGAUACCCAACUACCAACAAUCAAGGAUCUUUUUACAUACAUGUUGAGUCUCAUCCAUAGAUCUCGCAAGCCCACAUCAUGUAAGAAACCCCAGCAUCACACUUCCAAUGCUUUAUGUGCGUGGACGGCCAAUGAUGUCGAACAUGUGCAACAAGCUAUGAUCAAGCUGCUACUUGCAGCAGUUGGUGUUGGAGAGGAUAGCUGGGUGUCAAAGCGUGCCCUCAGGGCCGCAUUGUACAAGAGUUCCUCUCCGGAGCUUCUUGAUUACAGCCUUAAACACCUGGGAGGGAAGUUGGCAGCUAAUGGUAUGGUAAUUAAGGCCCGCUGCAGUCCCGCUUCAAUUGAUGUAGAAUACAGGCUUGAGCCAUUGAUUAUUGGGAACGUUGAUGGAUCUGAGGAUUUGAAUUAUCCAUCGGAAGAGCAAAUCCUCUGUGACCUCAAAUUUUUAUAUGAUUCCAUUAUCCACCCUGACACCAUGCUAAGCUAUACACCUCAAGUGAUGAGGGAACGUGUUAUUGACGCAGCAACUAAGCUUCUCGAUUGCAAGCAAUUUGUUAAGGACUACAUGCCUGAUAAAAUGGCAGCGGAAAGCUCCUUUGGCAUUCACCUCUGGUGUCAUGUGGAGCUUUCAGAUGAACCCAAAGAUGAUUUGGUCCUGCCUCCAGAAUUGAUUGUCUUGCCCUUGAAUGCAACCGUUGCUGACCUUAAAAGGGAAGCUACCAUAGCCUUCCAGGAAGCAUAUGCCAUGUUUAAAAGGUUUGAAGUUGAGGAAUUGCUUGAAUAUGGCUCUAUAAAUGAUUCAUUUACAGUGAAACUUCUGGUUGGAACAUGUGGCUCGAUUCGUUUAAAAGGGAGAUGCCCUGCAAAACAUGGGCUUAACCGUUUCCGGAUGGAGAGAGGACUUGAAAGCUGGACCGUUGAUUGCACAUGUGGGGCCAAGGAUGAUGAUGGGGAGAGGAUGUUGGCUUGUGAUACAUGUGGUGUUUGGCAGCACACAAGGUGUGCCGGGAUUCAUAGCUCUGAUGCGAUCCCUGCAAGGUUUGUUUGCAUGAGAUGUGUAAUCUCAUACCGCAAGAAAAGCCAAAACAUCAAUGAUCCUGCCAAGGAAGCUAAUAUUAGUGCCCCCUUCUCCAACACAACUUGCAGAGCUAAGGCAUCUGCAACUGAUAGUCCAAGCGUUGCAUCUAACAUGAACAUGACAUUUAGUGUACUUUGA
Messenger RNA from Prunus armeniaca (apricot), 2139 nucleotides. The record is from the annotation of a GenBank genome assembly. Lineage: Eukaryota; Viridiplantae; Streptophyta; Magnoliopsida; Rosales; Rosaceae.